AUGAAUAUGCCUGAAAUCGAUAAAUAUUAUACUGUUCAAGCACAUACUGUUCUUCGUCAAUAUCUUGAUAAUAAACAUUGGUAUGAUCGACAAAAACUAACAUUACGUGAUAUACAUAAUUGUCAAUAUGUUGCAGGUAUGAAUCCAACAGCAAGAAAUUUUACAACUGAUUCACGUAUUCAAAGAUUUUUUGCUGUUUCAUUUCCUGGACAAGAUUCAUUACGAACAAUUUAUAAUAGUAUAUUAUCUCAAUAUUUACCUGCAUCGCCAAAUGCACUAUUUACACAAGCUGUACAACGUUAUGCACCACAAUUAGUCGAUGGUGCACUUGCUGUACAUCAACGUGUUGCAGCAACAUUUCUACCAACAGCUAUUAAAUUUCAUUAUAUAUUUAAUUUAAGAGAUCUUUCAAAUAUUUUUCAAGGUAUUCUAUUUGCUACUGGUGAAUGUGUUAAAACAACAAAAGAUCUUGUUCGUCUUUAUGUUCAUGAAGCUGAAAUUGUUUAUGACACUGAGCGUAAUGAUGAACCACAAGUAGAAGUAAUUGACGACGAAAAUAAAUCAAUUAAUUUCGGUGAAGACUGUAAUAAAAUAAAACAUGUUUGUGUUCUCAAUAUUGUUUCACGUUAUACAGUUGAAGCUAUUCAUGAUCAUUUAUUCGUUUUAAUAGUACAUUACAUGAAUCGAUUGUUGGGCAACAAACGACGAGCAUCAUUUGAUGUUAAUCAACGUCCAUCGUCAUUUAAAGUUUAUUAUUUAGGAAAUGUAGCAACAUCAUUAACAAGAGGUGAUGGUUGUGCUGAUCGACCAGCCAAAAUUCUUUGGGAUAUGCAUAUAAAAAACCAAGGACGUUUAGGAAGAAAGCUUCGUUUAACGGUUACAAAUGGUGGUUUACAAGCAGACAAUUAUAUAAAAACAGGAACACCAAAUGAUACUACACUUUAUUGUACAAAUCGUAUUGCAUAUUAUCUUAUUGCUGAUAAACUUAAUCCAAAAAUGUUUAUUUGGGUUUAUAGACAUGUUAAUGUUCGAUCAGGUUUAACGACUGAGCUUCGUUGUCAUGCAUGUUUAUGUUCGAGUGAAAAUGAUGCUAAAUCUCUUAGUGAUUUACUUCAUCAUCAUUUACAAGAUUCUUUACGUGAAUAUGUACGUGAAAAGCAUCGUCGUCAAAUAAGUCGAUUAUCCGUAAUAUCAUCAUUAAAUUUACCAAAUCUAACCAAUACAGAUAAAACAAUGAAUGAACCACCUAAACGUUUAUUGACUCGAAGUCAGGCAUCGAAUUAUCGACCAUCAUUAGCUCGAUCAAUGUCAAAUAUUGGUCUUGGACGUAUGGAUGAUAUUGAAGAGAAUGAUGAUGAACUAGCCAGUGAAGCAACAACAACAAUGUCAACAUCAUCAACAUCAUCUAUUGAUUUAAUCACAUCGAAAUUGACUGAUUUAGAUACAGAUAGAAAAAUGAAAUUGUAUGCACAUGCGCUAUCUGAUAUUCUGUGA
Molecule: messenger RNA, 1494 nt
Organism: Rotaria sordida
Lineage: Eukaryota; Metazoa; Rotifera; Eurotatoria; Philodinida; Philodinidae
Source: the annotation of a GenBank genome assembly